Messenger RNA from Phymastichus coffea, 6830 nucleotides. RefSeq names its product G protein-coupled receptor kinase 2 (gene Gprk2). Gene Ontology annotation, biological process: regulation of signal transduction; protein phosphorylation; signal transduction. Gene Ontology annotation, cellular component: cytoplasm. The transcript is spliced from 9 exons. Lineage: Eukaryota; Metazoa; Arthropoda; Insecta; Hymenoptera; Eulophidae. The record is from RefSeq and is a predicted model, not a curated record. Gene Ontology annotation, molecular function: G protein-coupled receptor kinase activity; ATP binding. The coding region runs from base 1035 to 2810 and encodes 591 amino acids.
CUCCAUGCCGGCAAGGAAGUUUCUGCUCCGAUUUACGAUCGAAUCGCGUGUUGACCAGCACUCUCAGCAGCUCGAAAGCGGCGUAACAGCAAAAGCCAGGUUUUCCCAAGCCAGUCUCCUCGACAGUUGAGAUUCGCGCAAAAGAUGAAACGUGUGUGAGUGUAUCCCGCGGGUUGUCGCCGUGCGUAACGUUUGUGCGCUGCCUGUGAUCCCGACUCGGAGGUAUCCAUCCCACCCACACAGUCGCGCGCCGAUCACACAGUCGAGCGCAAUUGCGCGCACACACGUACAGUCGCAGUCGCGCGCCUCUUUCUCCUCUCUUUAUUGCGUGGGGAGCGAGUGAGUGGCGGCCAAGGUACACGACGACGCGCAUAGUAGUGUGCCGCACGUCGAGCAGUCCGAUACGUCUGCGCCGCUCUUUCUAUCGUUCUCCCUCUCGCUCUCUCUCUCUCUCUCUCUUUCUCUUCGAGGAGUGUUGCUCUCCGAGUUAGUCGCUUCCUCGUGCUGUGCAGUCCCCGCGCGAGUGUGUAAUCUGUGCACGAUCGUCAGUCGUGAGAGCGCCAAAUCACGACGGCGUAACCGGACAUUCCGGCGACCGGGGAGAGAAGCAAGUUGCAGCAGCAGCGUGGACGGUGUUUCGGAGCGGCGGAGCAGAGUCGGAGCUGCAGCAGCAGCAGUGGAGAGUCAGGCAGCCGGAGCAGAUCAAGCCAAGAUGAAUCGCCUGAGCAGGUCGUGCAAGUUCAGCUCGGCAUCCGGCCACCGGAGGCCUUGAGCCGCCGCAAGAGAUUAGGCAGCAGCAUUGUGGUCUGAGCGUGCAGGCGGCGACAGCAGCACAGAAGAAUAGCCGGCGUCCGCGAGGUAGCCGAGCCGAGCCGAACCGAGCCCAGCCCAGAGCGAAGCAAGCCGGAGAAGGAAGCGCAACGGCGAGGCAAUAGUGCUCGGGGCCGUUUGGCAGAUGGGAGAGGCUCUGGCCGGGCCAGCAGCGGCCGGCACCACUCACACUCGGCCGCGCAAUCACCAUCAAGCUGGAAUUGAUGGAGUUGGAGAACAUCGUAGCCAAUACCGUAUACCUCAAAGCGAGAGAAGGUGGUGGUGACAGCAACAAGGGCAAGAGUAAAAAAUGGCGCAAGAUUCUUCAGUUCCCGCACAUAUCACAGUGUAUCGGACUCAAAGAUAAGCUCGACAUCCGAUACGGCUAUGUGGUCGACCAGCAGCCGAUCGGCCGACUGCUGUUCAGGCAGUACUGCCAGGACAAGAAGCCGGCCUACCACCGUUACAAUCUCUUCCUCGACGCCAUCGAGAAGUACGAGGUGGAGAUGGACGAGAACCGCACGGAGUUGGCCAAGCGUGUCUUCGACCAGUUCCUCAAGCACGACGACUCCGGCGUGGUUGACAUACUCAACAACGCCCUUAUCGCCCAGUGCGAGGAGAGGCUCGGCAGUGCCGGCAAGGAGAUCUUCGCCGACGUCGCACAGAUCGUCAAGAACUUUUUGGCCAGCGAGCCCUUUGCCUCAUUCCUCACGUCUUUCUACUUCUACAGGUAUUUGCAGUGGAAGUGGUUGGAGGCGCAGCCAAUAACGUACAAGACAUUCCGCAUGUACCGAGUGCUGGGUAAGGGCGGCUUCGGCGAAGUGUGCGCCUGUCAAGUGCGCGCCACCGGCAAGAUGUACGCCUGCAAGAAGCUGGAGAAGAAGCGGAUAAAAAAGCGCAAGGGCGAGGCAAUGGUGCUGGUCGAAAAGAGCAUCCUGCAGAAGAUCAACUCGAAAUUCGUGGUCUCGUUGGCCUACGCUUACGAGACCAAGGAUGCGCUGUGCCUCGUGCUGACUAUCAUGAACGGCGGCGACCUCAAGUUCCACAUCUAUAACAUGGGCGGCGAGCCUGGCUUCGACAUCAACAGGGCGAGGUUUUACGCGGCAGAGGUUGCCUGCGGACUGGAGCACCUGCACCAACAAGGCAUAGUGUACCGAGACUGCAAGCCAGAGAACAUACUUCUGGACGACCACGGCCACGUGCGUAUCUCGGAUCUGGGUCUGGCCGUGGAAAUCACCGAGGGGGACAUGGUCAGAGGUCGAGUCGGCACGGUGGGCUACAUGGCGCCGGAGGUGAUCGACAACGAGAAGUACACUUUUUCGCCCGACUGGUUUAGCUUCGGCUGUCUCAUCUACGAGAUGAUCGAGGGCCAGGCACCUUUCCGCGCACGUAAGGAAAAGGUGAAGCGAGAGGAGGUCGACCGACGAGUCAAAGAGGACCAAGAAAAGUACUCGCACAAGUUCAGCGACGACGCCAAGAGUCUCUGCCAGCAGCUGCUGAAGAAGAACCCGAAGAACCGACUAGGCUGCAAGUGCGGCAGGCACGGCGCAAAGGAGGUGAAGAUGCAUCAGUUCUUCCAGUGUUUGAACUGGAAGAGGGUGGAGGCAGGCAUGUGGGAGCCACCCUUCAUUCCCGACCCCCACGCGGUCUACGCCAAGGACGUGCUGGAUAUCGAGCAAUUUUCCACAGUGAAGGGCGUCAAUUUGGACGCGCAGGACGACACGUUUUACAGCAAAUUCAAUACAGGAAGCGUGUCCAUACCAUGGCAGACCGAGAUGAUAGAGACCGAGUGCUUCAAGGAGCUCAACGUGUUCGGCCCGAACAAUACGCCCACCCCAGAUCUGCUGAUAAACCAUCCGCCGCCCAACAAUGAGAACCGAGGCUGCUUUCCCUUCCGCAGAAAGAAGAAGCAGAGCGCGCGAACCCGUGAGAUUCCGCUAUCAGAGUGCCAUUUGCUAGAACUAUCACAAAGCCAAAGCUCGGAGAUGCCGCUCAGCUGAUCCAGGAUGAACUCGGCCAACAACGGCAACGCAGUGAUGACGGCGACGACUGCGACGAUAACGGAGGAGUCGUCAGCGCCUCCAAGGCAGCUCUGCUGCGGCAAUCUACGCCGCCACCUCGCCUGGAACUCGGACAAGCCCGACGACGCCUGAUUGCUUCCGUAGUCACUCGACAACGGGCCAAUGUGUCUCGUGAUUACUGGAACGAGCUGAGCUCUCAACCGCAAACAGAUAGGCCGAGAGAGAGAUUGACACAGAGCGAGAGAGUGGAGGGGAAAUUCCUUUUUUAUUUUGCCUGUAUUCUCUUUUUAUUCAUGCUAACGACACUUGUUGUUUUUUUUUUGUUUUUUAAUACUGAGAACGAAGAAUCAAAGAUUGGAGCACAAAUAGUCAAGUUAUAUACAAGCUUUGGAUAUUCGUGUGCGCGCGCGUUGUAUAUCCUUCUCGAUGCCCCAGGUGACAUUUUUGCAUUUUUUUUCCUAAAUUUUGCGUAAAAACAUUUUAAAGAUAAAUAUUAUUGUUCGUGCGAUCUGACGCGACAUUGUUAUCCCAAGUAAAACAGGGCUAAACAAUUUAGAACAAAUUACGUCUUAAGCGGGAGAAGUUGGUUUAGUCUAAAUAAAAAAAAAGCGUUCUUGUUACGAUAAACCAAGAUCCUCGGGGAUUGGAAUAAUAAAUACUUACUUACUGUCGAGGCAUUGUGAGCGCGACAUUAAUUAAGGUCGAGAAUGUACCUCUUGAUACAAAAAUAUCGUUGUCGUCGCUGUUCUUUUUUUAAAUAUACAUUAUUCGAAAAAUUCCCAUUUUAUAUACGUAUAUGCAUACAUAUAUGCGAUGUAUAGGACAUGCACGAAUAAUUUUGCAAAAUUUUGAGUGCAAUACUAUAUUAACAGUUUAUACUUCAUAAGCUAAGAACAAAAAUAAUGAGAUUAUUUUAUGUAACGUAUUUUUAUCGAUAUUUUACCACUAUAUAAUGAACUACAUCAUAUUACCACGGUAAAUUGAUAAACUUUGUUUAAAUUGUGUCCUCAAGUGACCGUAAAGUCAUUUCAUUGAAGAAAGAAAGCACGAUAAUUAGUCGAAAAUUAGUGAACAAAGGCGAUGUCAGCUGUGCAGGGUGCCUGUCGUUUAUCCCACAACUGAAAUUAGUUUUAUCAGUGUGUAACGCGGACUACGUGUACGGUACAUCUCUUAAUACAAAGCAAAUUUCUUCAUUUUCGUAAUGUUUUAUUCGAGGUCGCUACGUAUUUCGCUAGACUAGCUCAUUUCGUAAUGCUAUUUUUGCCGAAUACGUACCUAUCUACGUCUCUCAGUAGUCAUUUUUUAUAAGAUACGAUCUUUUUUGUGAUGACGCGAGAAAAGCUCAAAAGGAUAAUUUCGUUUACACUCGGAUACUCGCGUCUAAAACUUUUCUAAAUAUAUAUUCAAAAUUUACAAGUACAUAAGUAGUGAACAAAAAACAAUUUGUCAAAAUUGCACCCGUCCGUUAGGAAAUACAGAAACCUCGCGUUUUUUUCGCGGCUCAUGCAAUUUAUCGUGAAAUAUAACAGAGAUCACUUACAAGCGGACGAGACAAAAAUUCUGGGAGCGCACGUUUUCUUACUUCGGCUCAUGGCACAAGUUAAACGAAAAAAAAUAACAAUGUUUACGUAUAAGCAACUGCAAUUAUAGUAACUUAAUGAACAAAAAAAAAUUACCACACUAAGAAAACAAGAAAAAGAGAUGAAAGAAUGAAGGGAUUUGGCGACUGGCGUUUAAAAUGAAAAAUUACUCCUCGUUCUCGUUUGAUUUUAUAUAAAUAUAUAUCUUAUAGAUUUGUACGCCUUGUACAAGAUAAAAAUGUGUGUUCAUCCUACUUGUAUAACCGUGUAAUAAGCUGAUUUCAAUAUUCGUUAAUGUGUCGCGAAGAUGGUCGAGCACCGUUGAGAGGUUUUUACUCGUGAACUUCCUGCUUUCGUAUGGUUUACAUUUUAUUUUUAUUCUCCUCGGGAGUGAUAAUGGAAGUGUUACACAAGGUUAAUACAUUCUUUUUCUAGAAGCUAUGGUAACUGAUAAAAGUCAAUGCUGCAAGAACGUACAAAAGAAUAUCGAAUUAUUCAUAUUUUUUGAAAAUGCAAUUUGAUAUAUUUCAAUUGAGUAUGUGUUCAUAAAUAAGUGUUGUACGCUAUGUAAAUUAAUCUUUCCCGCACAGACAAACAUAAAAGUAUGUAUUUUUCAUGAAAUCUUAACAAAAACAAAAAAAACACGUAAUUUUAAAUUGAUAUGAUCGAAAAUCCAUGAUACUGCCUGGAUACACUCAUUAGCAGUAAAAAUAAUUCAUUUGAUUUAUAUCAAUUCGUGGCAGUUCUUUGUGAUAAUUAAAUUGAACAGCUAGAAUAUUUAGCGAUUGAGAAAAAAAGUACAGAAGUUGAUGUGUUGAACAAUGUUUAUAAAGCGCAAAUCUAAACCAUAUGUAAUAUUAAACGUACGUAUGUUCUCCUCAUUUAUAACAACCUCAUCGUCAACAACAGAAAGCUGCGACAAUCCCAGGAAGCUAUCAUAUUCCAGUACCUCUUGUAAUGUAGUCUUGUUGUGCAAAUAUGCGCCUGGUAUAGCCACUGUAAAUUAUCAUAAUCACAGUUUUGAGCGAGAGGAGGAGUGCGAAAGAGCAAGAGCGAUAAACUGAUCUUUGUACACAAAAGCCUGUUCUUCCAAAAGUGAAAAAAAGCGCUGCGUAUGCAAGUCAGUGAGAGAGUGAGAAAGAGAGAGAGAGAGAGAGAGAGAGAGAAAGAGAGAGAGAGGGAGAGAGAAAAUGAAUGAGCAACGAGCUCUCCGACAACUUAUCGAAUCUCAUUAAAAGAAUCUACGUAAACGACUGGACAAUUUUUCUCCGUUUAUUAGUGUAAAUCAACAGGUGCGUAACUUGCAAAUACGUAAAGCGCAUGCGAACAUGUUAUUUUUUCUACGCUCGUCGUCUUCAAUUGAAUUCAACCUUCGUUUUUUUCCAACGUCAAAGUAUGAACUUCGUAAAGUUUCUUCGCCAACUCGUUAAUAUGUCACGCAAAGUAAAAAAAAGGAGAAAAAAAGAGAAGCUUAAUGUUCACAUUAUCGUAAAGCUGUCUUGCUUUCACAUCAACUGUAUAAGUGAGUGUUUAAGCCCUUACUGAUUAAUAAAUUUGCUUUCUACUUGGACAACGCCGUCAACAAUAUCGGUUGCUGCUGAACUUUUAUCGCAAUUGAUUUUUUUUAUAAUUUGUUAAGAAAUAUUUGUAUAGAUGUAACGGAACCGUCGAUAAAUAUUUGUUUUUUUACUAAUUUUAGUUUAAAAAUCUCUUUUUACGAUCGAAAGUACACGUGUUUAGUGGACUGAUGAUGAGUUGUCGAAAGUGCACGGAUACUUAUUCUUACAAAUAAGCUUCCGAGACGACGUAAUCGUUACAACGGCACAUCUAAGUACUUUACAAACGACAUUCCUUAGUGUAUUAAUAGUAUUGAAUGUUCUGCAACGUCAUGUUAUCUUUGAUGUAAUUUCUAUUCCUGACAAGCAAGCCUAAGGAAUUUUAUAAUUAUUGAGAAGAAAAAUAUGUUUUGUAGUAUUUAGUUUUUAUAUCUUUGAAUAGUGAUGUUUCAUCAGUCAAUUGAAAUUAUUGUUUUGAAAUUCAUCUCUUUAUUUUACGUUUUGAUGUUGAUUUUAUGGAAUUCAAUAUCGAAUAAUAUGUAAAAAAGAAUACCUCAUUACUUUGAAAGUAUUUAGACGUGUCGAAAUUUUCGCAAAGGGCUCAAUUUGUACCAUUCCACCAAAAUGUCUGUUGCGUUUUAAAUGCCAAUGUGUGAUUGUGAAAAAAUGUUAUGGUAAACUUUAACGAUAUUUAUUUUCCCAUUUGUUUAACUUUAAAUCAACAGAGUGACAACAAAAAUGCAAAAAGCGAACGUGAGAAAGAUUGUGUGCGGGUGGUGCAUAGUAUUAUAGUUGAUGACGUGUGAUUUUAAUAAAAAAUGAACAUGAAAUUGCUUAAAACAUAAAUAAAUGAUUGAAAAUUC